AUGGAUGCAGGAUUAGCACAGAAAAAUUGGGAAUUAGAGAAUAACAUCACAGUGGUAGAUCCUAACCAGGACCAAAUCUACUUUUACAAUGCUGAAGAGGACAAACAAAACACCAAUGUGUUUAACAUCAGCUUUAGUCCACAUUAUUUUAAACAUGUCAAAAUUUCUGCUAUAGCACUUAUUAAAAUGGUUAUGCAUGCUCGUUCUGGUGGUAAUAUUGAAGUCAUGGGCUUGAUGCAGGGCAAGAUUUCCGGCGACACAAUGUAUGUCAUGGAUAGCUUUGCAUUACCCGUUGAGGGAACGGAAACAAGAGUAAAUGCGCAGAAUGAAGCGUAUGAAUAUAUGGUAUCAUACAUUGAAAAAUCCAAGGAAGUAGGAAGAUUGGAGAACGUUCUGGGAUGGUAUCAUUCACAUCCGGGUUAUGGUUGCUGGUUAUCGGGUAUUGAUGUCAGCACGCAACAACUAAAUCAACAAUACCAAGAGCCGUUCGUGGCAGUAGUAAUCGAUCCAAACCGUACUAUUUCUGCUGGAAAAGUUGAGAUUGGCGCAUUUAGAACUUAUCCAGCUGCAAGACCCUCUGAAUAUCAAACUAUACCAUUGAAUAAAAUUGAAGAUUUUGGUGUGCAUGCUAAGUCCUAUUACUCUUUGGAGGUCUCACACUUUAAAUCAACGUUGGAUACACAACUGUUGGAGGUCUUAUGGAAUAAAUAUUGGGUUAAUACUCUAUCACAAUCGCCUUUGUUGACGAACCGAGACUAUGCAACAAGGCAAAUGUCGGACCUUGCAGAAAAGCUUAAUAAAACAAACGACAAUAUGACAGGGCGGAUGGGAGGAUACUAUGGCGAUAGGAAAAAAAAUGAUGACAGUCAACUCAGUAAAGUCAAUAAGGAUAGUUCAAAGAUCACUGUGGAGGCGGUACACGGUCUUCUUUCCCAAGUAUUGAAAGAACAAGUCUUUAAUUAUCCUCGGGUCAGCAGCAGUGAGUCACAAUUAGAUAAUUAA
This is a messenger RNA of Mycotypha africana, 1002 nucleotides long. RefSeq names its product JAB1/Mov34/MPN/PAD-1 ubiquitin protease-domain-containing protein. Gene Ontology annotation, molecular function: deNEDDylase activity; metallopeptidase activity; protein binding. The transcript has 8 exons. Gene Ontology annotation, cellular component: COP9 signalosome; cytoplasm. The record is from RefSeq and is a predicted model, not a curated record. Bases 1 to 1002 code for a protein of 333 amino acids. Gene Ontology annotation, biological process: protein deneddylation. Lineage: Eukaryota; Fungi; Mucoromycota; Mucoromycetes; Mucorales; Mycotyphaceae.